This is a messenger RNA of Dibothriocephalus latus, 402 nucleotides long. Lineage: Eukaryota; Metazoa; Platyhelminthes; Cestoda; Diphyllobothriidea; Diphyllobothriidae. The record is from the annotation of a GenBank genome assembly.
AUGAGAGGUGUUCAACAGGAGAAAUUGGAGGCUUCGCAGCACAGUGAGGUAGAAUCUGGCGUCCCCCUCUCAAUGCUACAAGAGGAAGAAGCAAACGAACGAGGUGAGAUGGUCGUUGAAAUUUCUCUUGAAUUCACUGGAAACAAUCCUCCUGUACCUUCUAAUGACGCUUCUUACUUGGUUACCACCAGCAGCAGUAACAGGUUUAGCGGUCGACUUCUUCGCCUUUAUCAAACCUCCUUUCAUUGGGCGCCCCGGCCGGAUUCCCUCCGCCAAGGCCUCAGGAAGGAAGCCUCUUCGCCGGGUCUUCUCACUGACCCAGCGCUGCUGUUGCUGGUGGCCAACCAUAACUACACCAGCCUCCGUCUUCUUUAUUUGUCCCUUUUUACGAGCGUCCGUUGA